AACAGAACAGUGACUGGAUGCAAGCAAUGGGAAAUUAGAGAGAAAUUUCAGUCUUUUUUCUUUGCUCUUUUCCUUCCUUUAUUUGGCUCUGGAAUUUUAUUAUUAUUUUUUAACAACCCCCAGAAAAUGAACAGUGAAGAAGCGAAGAGAAGCAUCAGCGGAGCUCUAACGGUGAAGCCGGCAACCGAUGAACGGAAGCCUGCUCCGGCGCUUACCGCCGAAUCGACUACUUUAGCUGCCAAGAAAGUCGUCAUUAAAAGCGCUGACAUGAAAGACGACAUGCAAAAGGAAGCUGUCAAUAUUGCCAUCGCUGCAUUUGAGAAGAACAAUGUAGAAAAAGAUGUAGCCGAGCAUAUAAAGAAGGAAUUCGAUAAGAGACAUGGACCCACUUGGCAUUGCAUCGUUGGUCGCAAUUUUGGCUCGUACGUUACUCACGAGACGAACCACUUUGUUUAUUUUUACUUAGACCAGAAAGCGGUUUUGCUUUUCAAAUCUGGUUAAUCAUGUUUGUUAUAACGAUGAAGAGUGGUGAAUGAUGAUGUUGAGAUCGAGAGGCUUUUACUUGUGCCGGCUACGGUUAGCAAUUGUCCGAAUGAAAUGAAGCAUGCGUGUAUUGUUUGUGAAUCCUCUGUCCUAGACUUGUUGUGCCUAACUUGUAUAUCUUAUUACACCUGAACCCUGGUCUGAACCAAGGAUGUCAAUUACAGCCUUUUGGUUGCCGGUUCUUCGGUCUUUCUCUUUAAUAAUUUUCAAUUAUAGUUUCCUGAUUGCA
Molecule: messenger RNA, 772 nt
Organism: Gossypium raimondii (Peruvian cotton)
Lineage: Eukaryota; Viridiplantae; Streptophyta; Magnoliopsida; Malvales; Malvaceae
Exons: 3
Coding region: 127-501 (124 amino acids)
Biological process (GO): microtubule-based process
Cellular component (GO): dynein complex
Molecular function (GO): dynein intermediate chain binding; dynein light intermediate chain binding
Source: RefSeq, a predicted model, not a curated record